Salvelinus fontinalis (brook trout) is the source of this 3466-nucleotide messenger RNA. RefSeq names its product transmembrane protein 64-like. NCBI's taxonomy places the organism in Eukaryota, Metazoa, Chordata, Actinopteri, Salmoniformes, Salmonidae. The coding region runs from base 888 to 1946 and encodes 352 amino acids. The transcript is spliced from 3 exons. The record is from RefSeq and is a predicted model, not a curated record.
UCUGGUACUUGGCAUUGUGGGAAACAAACAGAGCGGUGGCUGGUGUAUGAACAGCGUCCAACGUCAACACCACUUACUAUUGUGGGCUAAACAAGUAAUACGACGCAGCUGUCUGGCAGACGGACUCAGACGCCACGGUUAUCACUAUGCACCGGGAAGAGAAGGUCCAUGUUCGGUGAAUCUGCCCGUUGGGACGGGUUUCCAGGACUUUACAGACAGCAGCUAGCCGAGUCGGUCUCACUGGACUAGCAACUCGCUGCAAGGUUUUACGAGAAAUAGGACAGAGGAGUCGCAAAAGUUGGAUUUAUCUUUGGACCGUUUCGUACGGAUAUGAAUAGUAGGCUUGAUCUGACGUUUUGAGCAGUACCGUGACUUUGUGGUCAGUUUGUUGUUGUCGUGCCUCGGCUCGCCAGAUUAACAUCGACCGAUGCUUUUCAACGCAGUGAUUGUGUGACGAAAACUGCUGGGAGUCAUUUACAUUCGCCUCCGAUUCGAGACGAUGUGAAAACGAUUUUUUCUUUAAAUCAUUGGACUGGCAUGUCUCCCAAUUCGGUGUACCCAAGAUCAACAACUGCCACACUGGACGAUAAUUCGUAUGAUGGCAACCCGGAUUGGAAGAAAUUUCCGUUUGAAGCCUAUGUAAACAGUUAUCCUCUAUGCUGAAAAAUAGAAACGUGUCCCCAACACAGAAACCAUCGGUAACCUUUCUCACUGUCAGCACAUCACCCGAAUUAUCUUUCUCAGUUGUCAUUAUUUAUGUUCAAGCGUUAUCAUUUCUACAAGGGGGGGAAACGGGAUAAUUCAAGUAUACAACGCUCCAUCUUAAAUCCGGGCACAACCAGUCAGAGCGACUGUAUAUCUUCCUGAGACUCAGUGGUAGGGCCACCAUGUGGGGCGCAGGGUCGCCACCAUCCCUGCAGGUCGUCCUAAAGGUCCUUAAACACGCCGCGGUCAAAGGACAGAUCCAGAUGAACCGCUGGCUCCAGAGAUCCUCCCCGGACGAGUGCGAUAAAAUUGACAUCUUGAUAUGCAACGCGUUUGACGAGAGAGGAGGAGCCGUCGGUAAAUCUGACGGAGACCCCGAGAGCAUCGUUGACGCUGGCGUGUCAUUCACCGGUAGCGUCACCAACGGUGAUUUCAGACACCCGUGUUGUAUUACCACGUGUUGUUUCAAGAGUGCCCUCUUGGCGUGCAUUCUGACAGCGGUGUGCUUCUCCUCCGUGGCUCUCGUCCGACAGUACCUCAAGGACCUUCUCCUCUGGGUGGAGAGCUUGGACAGCCUGGUUGGAGUCCUGCUGUUCGUAGUCGGUCUGAUCAUUGUCUCCUUCCCAUUCGGCUGGGGCUACAUCGUCCUGAACGUGGCUGCGGGAUACCUCUACGGCUUCGUGCUGGGUAUGGGACUGGUGAUGGUGGGGGUGCUCAUCGGUACCUUCGUGGCUCACCUGGUGUGUAAGAGACUGUUGACAGACUGGGUGGUCAACAAGGUGGGGAACUCUGAACAGCUCAGUGCUGUGAUACGGGUGGUGGAGGGGGGGAGCGGACUCAAAGUUGUGGCCUUAGCGAGACUCACGCCCAUUCCGUUUGGACUCCAGAAUGCCGUUUUCUCAAUCACAGACGUGUCGUUGCCAAACUACCUGGUGGCGUCGUCAGUCGGCCUGCUGCCCACACAGCUCCUAAACUCCUACCUGGGCACCACGCUGCGCACCAUGGAGGACGUUAUCGCAGAACAGAGCGUCAGCGGAUACCUUGUCUUCAGUCUACAGAUCAUCAUUAGUAUAGGCCUGAUGUUCUACGUGGUCCAUCGGGCCCAGGUGGAGCUGAAUGCGGCCAUCGCUGCCUGUCAGAUGGAGCUGAAGACAUCACGCAUGAACGGCGCUUCCACCAAUCACAGCGGCUACUGCAGCAAGAGGGCGUCGGCCGGGGGUGGGAUCAUCAACGUGGUCUGAUAAAUGUCUCAAAAAACCCGAUUGGAGACGAGCGACUGGGAUCGAACUGAACACUGAUUGGCCAGUGUAGCAGUUGUGAUAUCUGAUUAGGAGUGCCUUCCACGGUGAGGAGUACCUGCCAAAUAGGGAUGCUGAUUGUGUGGAUCUAUAGGGCUUGUAGGUGCAGCUGAGGGGGUGCCAGGUGUUUAGUAGUCAGGUACGGUGGUGUUGUCGUCACGGACUUCGAACACACCGACAGCUUCAUUGCAUUUUGGUACACCGGAAUUACAUUAAUUUCCAAUGAAACGCUGCGUUUGCUUUUCUGCAUUGUUGCAGAGGCAGUUGCAUUUCGUUCUGUGUGGUGCGUAGGUUGGAUUUAUCGAAGGUACGAGUCAAACUGUAUGAGUAGACGGCUUGACAGAAAUGGUAGCAGAAGGUGAAUGUUGAACUGUUGUUACAUGCAUAUUCAGAUGAGGCUGUCGGUGUGUUGGAGGAGUUAACCUGAGCUCUCUAUACAACACAGCUCACCAUUCAGGUCUCAACGAGGCUGUCGGUGUCUUGGAGUUAACCUGAGCUCUCUAUACAACACAGCUCACCAUUCAGAUCUCCAAGACCAUUGGCUUCUUUUCUACAGUGUUGGACCAGGGGCCAUUGGCUUCUCUUCUACAGUGUGGGGCCAUUGGCUUCUCUUCUACAGUGUGGGACCAGGGGCCAUUGGCUUCUCUUCUGCAGUGUUGGACCAGGGGCCAUUGGCUUCUCUUCUACAGUGUGGGACCAGGGGCUAUUGGCUUCUCUUCUACAGUGUGGGACCAGGGGCCAUUGGCUUCUCUUCUACAGUGUGGGACCAGGGGCCAUUGGCUUCUCUUCUACAGUGUGGGACCAGGGGCCAUUGGCUUCUCUUCUACAGUGUGGGACCAGGGGCCAUUGGCUUCUCUUCUACAGUGUGGGACCAGGGGCCAUUGGCUUCUCUUCUACAGUGUGGGACCAGGGGCCAUUGGCUUCUCUUCUACAGUGUGGGACCAGGGGCCAUUGGCUUCUCUUCUACAGUGUGGGACCAGGGGCCAUUGGCUUCUCUUCUACAGUGUGGGACCAGGGGCCAUUGGCUUCUCUUCUACAGUGUGGGACCAGGGGCCAUUGGCUUCUCUUCUACAGUGUGGGACCAGGGGCCAUUGGCUUCUCUUCUACAGUGUGGGACCAGGGGCCAUUGGCUUCUCUUCUACAGUGUGGGACCAGGGGCCAUUGGCUUCUCUUCUACAGUGUGGGACCAGGGGCCAUUGGCUUCUCUUCUACAGCGUGGGACCAGGGGCCAUUGGCUUCUCUUCUACAGUGUGGGACCAGAGGCCAUUGGCUUCUCUUCUACAGUGUGGGACCAGGGGCCAUUGGCUUCUCUUCUACAGUGUGGGACCAGGGGCCAUUGGCUUCUCUUCUACAGCGUGGGACCAGGGGCCAUUGGCUUCUCUUCUACAGUGUGGGACCAGGGGCUAUGCUAUAUGUUGAACUCAUUUAUAAUGAUGAAAUAAAUAAAUGGUACAGCACACUGA